This is a messenger RNA of Manis javanica (Malayan pangolin), 2966 nucleotides long. It is a transcript of the gene NCMAP, whose product is annotated as non-compact myelin associated protein. Gene Ontology annotation, biological process: peripheral nervous system myelin formation; regulation of myelination. The record is from RefSeq and is a predicted model, not a curated record. NCBI's taxonomy places the organism in Eukaryota, Metazoa, Chordata, Mammalia, Pholidota, Manidae. Gene Ontology annotation, molecular function: structural constituent of myelin sheath. Gene Ontology annotation, cellular component: plasma membrane; Schmidt-Lanterman incisure; paranode region of axon.
ACCCCCUGAGAUUAUUCCGCGUUCACUCAGAAGAAGAGUAGCUGGGCUCAUCCGAAAGGAGGACUGCACCUGGAACUCAGCGCCCAAGAAGUCGCCCUGAGGACCUGCAGAGGAGCCUGUAUCCUGGUGGCCUGGGGCGGCUGCACUACUGGAGCAAGAUGACCACUGCCACCCCGUUGGGGGGUACCACCUUCUUUUCACUGAAUGCGACCACCAGAGAAGAAGACUUUCUGUACAAAAGUUCUGGAGCCAUCGUUGCUGCCAUUGUGGUGGUUGUCAUCCUCAUCUUCACUGUGGUUCUGAUCCUGCUGAAGAUGUACAACAGGAAAAUGAGGACAAGGCGGGAGCUGGAGCCCAAGGGCCCCAAGCCAGCCUCCCCUUCUGCCCUGGGCCCGAACAGCACCACCAGCCAACAUCCAGCCACGGUGACCUUCAGCCCUGUUGACAUCCACGUGGAGACUCGGUGACCCCCACCCUGGUGCUGUGAUGGCCACUGUCCAAAGAGCCUUCUCCAGCCAAGACCACGAAGCACAUUUGUCCUCUGGCAGCUUUACUUUGAGUCCUUUCUGGUCAGGUCCACAGGGGCAUCUCUUAUGCAAUCUGGUGCUUCAGGCAACCCCCAGCCCCGUCAUGCCCUGCUCCACUCCAGCAAUGCCCAUCUCCCUGCUGCCAACCUUCCAAAACGCUGUGGAACAUUUUUUGGUCAUCUGAGGUAGACCCAAGUUGGGAACCCGCUGAUGUGGGGUUGGCUCUCUCCUCACAAACAUGAUAGCUAGACAGACAGACGGACGGACAGGUAACCCAGGAAUCUUCUAGUCAGCAGUCAGCAGUCAGACAUGUUUCUAAGAAUGUUACAAUAGAGUCUGCUUCUGGGGUCAUGCCAGAGUAAGAGCCAUAUCCACAGCAUUUGAGAACAAAAUAUUUGAUUCCACAAUCAGGCUCAAGGGAACUAACUUGGACAAACUGAGCAGAAAACCAACUUUAUAGCUCGUUCAUUUGUAACUUGUUCCAGUAGUAGAUGAGCCCUCACUAGCUCAUAAUGACUGGUCAGCACAUUUUUCCCUCUUUAAGAAAAGUUAUGGGAAAAAUUGAAUUCUUCUCAAAAGGUUUCUACUUUAUUAGUGAAGAAUCAGAGUAAAAGGAAUGGGUUGACCUUGAAGAAUAGUGGCCUGAAGGGCAAAAGCUUGUUGCAGUGUCCAUGAGCCUGGGACGGGCCUGGUGGCCAGUCAGGGCCACUUCCUCCUGCUCCGGGGCUGGAUCUACCCUGACUCAGUCUCACUUCUUGGCUCCGCUCUGCGUGCAUUCUGAGCAAUCCUCACUCUCCAGGUAGCACUUUACCUCCGAGGACCAGUAUUUGAAAUGGAUCAGGUUACGACUCAAUUUGUAUUACCUGUGCCCUUGCUGAUCACUUUGCAGAGAUUCUGGACAUAUUCAAAGUACCACAUUCACAAAGCAUCUCUGUACAGGACUGAUCUCUUUGAUUCCUUAACCUGGAGAACAAUCUAUUGAGAAGGGAAAACAUUUUGGAAAUAAGACCUGCCUUCCACGCACUACUUCCUGGUCGUGUGGCCUUGGAAAGUGACAUAACCUCUCCACAUCAGGUUUCCUAACCCUGAUGUGGAAAUGGUAACAUCUGCCUCACUGAGUUACUAUAACAAGUUGAGGAUGUACUAAGGCAGCUCAGAUAGUGCCUUACAAGCAGCAAAUACUUGGUAAAUGGGAGCCAGCAUUAUUAUUAUGCUAUUUCUUCAACUGCAGGAUAUACAUUUGUUCAUAUUUUAAUGCAUAUGAAAUCAGAAUAUGUCUUAAAAUCAAUAGGUCCAUUACCAUAGUUGUAUUUUUUUCCUCUCUCUCUCAAAAAGAUGUCUUAUAAUCAAUUAAUUGUGCAUCUUAAAAUUGAAGGCAUCUUGGAAACAGGUAAUAAAUCUUUAUUCUGUUAUAGAAAGAAACAUCCUCUGACAUUUACCUCAAAUUCUAGAAGUCUCCCCCUCCUGGGGUCAGAAAUCCCUUUGUAGGGGGUAAAUUGAGGAUCAGGGAGAUAAGACUGGCCCGAGGUCACCCAGAUCAUUUCAUCCCACCAUAAAAAUGCUCACUUGAAUUUGUCUGGAGAAAUACUGGCAAAUCCUUUCUCCCCAGAUAUCUUUUCUCCCUACUGUGUUUAAAUAUCCACCAAGUACCAGGAACAUUGCAAAGUGCUUUCACAGAUAAAUUACCUCCUAGGAUUUAUUUUUCCCAAUAACCCUGGGAGGUCCUAUUUUUCCCAUUUGCAGAUAGAAAUUACAAACUCAGAAAGACAAAGUACCUGCCCAAUGUCCUACAGCUAGUAAUUUGCAAAGGUAAGACUCAAACCCAGAUCCCUUUGACUCACUCCAGAGUCCAUCUUUUUGUUUCUUCACACUCUUCCCUAACACCCUGGCUCAAAGAACAUGUUUUUGUUUUUGUUUUUUUGUGGGUGAACAAGGCUUGUCUAUGUGUCUGAGUGGAGGUAAGAGGUCUAGCUUCUAAACCAAAAGUGGGAGCAAAGCCACUUGGGUGGCCACCUCUGGGCUUCCAUGAUUGUAGCCAAAGAAGCCUUUCUAAACCUGUCUAAGCUCUAAGAAUUCCUGCUUCAUUCCCUCCUACACUUAUCCCCAAAGAGCAAGGGGUGGGUGGCAUCAAACCUGGGCAAAGCCAUUUCUUUAAAGACUCAGUCCCCAAAUAGAUAUGUUCCCCAAACCUACUCUGCUUUAAAGAAAAAAAAAAAAUGUUUGGCAUGUUCCAGCCCAAAACCAAAUUCUUCUACCCCUGGUGGAAUCUUCUUGGAAUCACUAGAGAAAUUAUCCUCUGGUAUAUGCUCUUUUUCUAAAAGAAAGCUCAGGAAUGGAGAAAGGGUGGGUAGGUAGAGAGGUAUAAGGGAGGCAGAGAAAGGGGUUUAAGUGUUGUGUUUUUAACUAAUGAUGAUAACUCAAUAAACAUCCUUUAAGGGC